Molecule: messenger RNA, 873 nt
Organism: Paraglomus brasilianum
Lineage: Eukaryota; Fungi; Glomeromycota; Glomeromycetes; Paraglomerales; Paraglomeraceae
Source: the annotation of a GenBank genome assembly
AUGGCGACGGAAUACAAAGAAUGGAAAGAUAUGGAAGCCGUACUCCAUAAAGCGGGAAGCACAGCUCAGCUCGAUUGGUUUAAGGGCAUCACGUACGAAGAAUUUUUGAUACUACUUGACCCUCCAUACGAUCUCUCAAUGUCGUUUGAAGAACUAUUCGCACCAAGCAAAAAACGAAGAGACAGCAAAACCCCUCCCCGUCCUUUGAAUAGCUGGAUUAUAUUUAACAGAGAUUUUACUGUCAAGUACAAGAAUUCUGACGAUGCAGGCAAUAAGGAUGGCAGGCGUUUAGCAACGUCAGCUUCGAAAGCCUGGAAAGAAAAAUCACAAGAGCAAACCGAAUAUUUUAAUAUUCUUGCGAAAAUCGCGGAAAACCUACAUAACAUUCUGUAUCCUGAUUACAGAUAUGAUCCUUCAUGUAAAACGGAUAAUUCUUCUCGGAGGAAAAAACCCCGUACGAGCUCGACGCAGAGGCGUAAAUCAAAAGAAGAAACCGUGCGCGCUGAAACUGGCAUAGAAAACGCUGAUAAUAACGAACCCACAAACACUUAUGUAAAUAUGGACAAUAUAGAUCUUAAUCAAGAUAUAAAUGUUGCUAGCAUUGAGGGUGGUGACUGGAUCUCGCCCUUUUAUGACACGAUUCUUACUAGUGAUCUAGCAAACAAAGAUGAAAUCGAUGCUCUUUAUGACGACAUUACCAGCAGUCCAGAUAGUAACAUUUAUUUCACGCCACAAGAGUCUCCAACUAUUGAUCGGCCAGUAGAGUAUGAUGCGCAGCAGUCAUUUGAGGAGUAUUUAUCAUUGUUUACACGAGAAAGCUUUACCGGGGAAUUUACGGUUUUCAGCUGUGAACAGCCAUUUCGUAUUAUUUAA